Chelmon rostratus (copperband butterflyfish) is the source of this 1679-nucleotide messenger RNA. RefSeq names its product dipeptidase 2 (gene dpep2). The transcript is spliced from 11 exons. Lineage: Eukaryota; Metazoa; Chordata; Actinopteri; Chaetodontiformes; Chaetodontidae. Gene Ontology annotation, molecular function: metallodipeptidase activity. The record is from RefSeq and is a predicted model, not a curated record. Bases 35 to 1369 code for a protein of 444 amino acids. Gene Ontology annotation, biological process: proteolysis.
CGAAAGCCAACGGCUUUUGUGCAGUCGUUCAUCAAUGCGGUCAACAAGGCGCUUUUUAACGACCUGGCAGAAUAUGCCCUCAAGCAGAUUCUGGAUGAUGUCCCUUCGGCAUCUGGUGGUAGUGUCCUCUCUGUGUAGUUUGAUAUUCGGAUACUCUGAGAGAGAUAGAGUACAUGACCUGAUGUCCAGAUAUCCUCUUAUUGAUGGUCAUAAUGACCUCGCUCUCCAGCUGAGGAAACUUCACGACAAUCGGCUGAGCCAGAUUGACCUCCAUAAUGUUAGCAAAGUGGCCACGGACAUCACCCGCCUCCAAGCAGGCCAUGUACAGGCUCAGAUGUUUGCAGUCUAUGUGAUGUGUGGGGCCCAGGAGAAGGAUGCUGUGAGGCUGACUCUGGAACAAAUAGAUGUAGUCAGACGCAUGUGCACAGAGUACCAGGACUUUGAACUGGUCACAUCUGCCCCGGAGCUAAAGAAUUCUGAGUUGAGGCGCAAGAUAGCCUGUCUAAUAAGUAUUGAGGGAGGCCACUCUAUUGACAGCAGCCUGCCAGCCCUGCGGAUGUUUUAUCAGCUCGGGGUCCGAUCCAUGGCCCUCACACAUACCUGCAACACACCCUGGGCCGAAUCAUCCUCAAAACUUUAUAAUGUUUAUCAAAGACAGAAAGACAGCCUGACACGCUUUGGGAAGGCUGUGGUGGAGGAGAUGAACAGACUGGGGAUGAUAGUUGACCUCUCCCACACUUCUUGGGGCACAGCCUCGGCUGUGCUGAAGCAUUCCAAGGCUCCCGUUAUUUUUAGCCAUUCAUCUUCCUACGCCAUCUGCGACCACGGCCGCAACGUACCUGACAAGCUGCUGCACGAGCUGAAAAAGAACCGGGGGUUGAUCAUGGUGAAUCUCCACAGCAAUUUCAUUUCCUGCAGGGAUGAAGCGAACAUAUCCCAUGUAGCUGACCAUUUUGAUCACAUUAAGAGGGUGAUUGGAGCUGAGUCAAUAGGAAUUGGAGCGGACUUUGAAGGUGCUGUGAGCUUUCCUCAGGGGUUGGAGGAUGUGUCAAAGUAUCCAGCCCUCAUCCAGGAACUGCUGCAAAGGAACUGGACUGAGGAUGAGUUGGCCGAUGUCCUUCGAAGGAACUUCUUGCGAGUGUUCGAGGAGGUUGAGAGGGUCCGUGAUCAGUUGAGCGUGAACCGGCCCAGUGAGAUCCAGAUCCCUGUAGCGGAGGCGCAGAAUCCCUGCAGGAUGGUCCUCAGACCUCCAAACCUGAGAGAGCUGCCCUCUGACCAGAGUUCUUCCUCCAGAGCCCAUCAGAGCCCAGAAGCUCUGCUAAUCCUUGCCACAGUUCUGCUUCUUUCCAGCCUGUUCAUGAUUGAAUGAAUAUUUAGAAAGUCAGUUCAGCUGCACCUUCUUUUUUUAAAGUGGAUCAUUUUUAAUGUGAAAAAGAAGAGCUUGAUGAGAUUGCUGAGAUUAAUCACUUUCUUACCACCAAAACAAAAAAGGAUUUAAUGUGUAGCUGCAUUUGGGAGGUUAUUUAAAUGGCAACCUCUGUGAAUGCAGUAUGAUAUAGUGUACAUAGAAAAUAUACAGACCAAUCCCCUGAAAGGCACUUUGACAUUCAGUUUGGAAUAUAUUUAUCAGAUAUUUAACUUGUUGCUGAAUUUAUUGUACCUGUGCUGACACCAUCUCU